Penicillium canariense is the source of this 4476-nucleotide messenger RNA. RefSeq lists its product as uncharacterized. Gene Ontology annotation, biological process: transmembrane transport. Gene Ontology annotation, cellular component: membrane. The transcript has 6 exons. Gene Ontology annotation, molecular function: ABC-type transporter activity; ATP binding; ATP hydrolysis activity. NCBI's taxonomy places the organism in Eukaryota, Fungi, Ascomycota, Eurotiomycetes, Eurotiales, Aspergillaceae. Bases 1 to 4476 code for a protein of 1491 amino acids. The record is from RefSeq and is a predicted model, not a curated record.
AUGGCCUCAACAAGCUCUUCAGGGCCUUUGUGCCACGAACUGGAUAACAUGCUGCGCGUGGAUGCGGGUUCUUGUCGCGGGGGAUUCGACUUUUCGCUCUUGUUUGAGGAGACCAUCCUCACUCUCCUUCCCAUUGCAUUGAUUUCACUGUUGGUUCCGUUACGGAUAUGGCAGCUUUCGCUAAAACGACGCAAAGUCGUGGGAUCAUGGUUGCUUCCGAUUAAACUGGCCGCGUGGUCAUUCUUCAUCGCGCUUGGAAUCGCCCAAACCGCUCUAUGGGCUUUGCCCGCCGCGGAUAGCACGAUGGCUUCACUUGCCACUAAUGCCGUGCUCGCUGCUGGGGCCCUGUUGCUCUGUGCUCUUUCGUAUGCGGAGCACACGCGAUCUGUCCGACCUUCGUUCAUUUUAAACACAUACCUGCUCUGCAGCCUGCUUUUCGACAUCGUGCGGGCCAGAACUCUAUGGCUUCGGGCGAUUGAUGGAUUUAAUGAUGUGAUUUCAAUUGUGACUACGGUCGCGGUGGGGGUCAAGUUGCUUCUUGUGAUCUUGGAAGCGGUUGAGAAGCGCCCCAUUCUGAAGACGGAAUUCGCGGGUUACCCACCAGAAGCUACCGCUGGCUUUUAUAACCGCUCGCUGUUUUGGUGGUUGAACCCCCUGUUCAAGAAUGGCUUCCGCAAUGUGCUGUCUGUAGAAGACCUAUUUGUUCUGGAUAAGGAACUGAGCUCUGAGAGACUCCUCGCUAUGUUUGAAGAGAGAUGGAGCAGAGGUAAAUUGGCACCUGAUGGUUGGUUCUACAUGGGCCUGGCUAAUAGCUCUUCUGCAGUGAAAUCGAAAUCUCCAAAUACGUUGCAAUUCGAGUCGUUCAAGGCUGCCAAGUCGCCACUGCUAGCAGCCGUUCCGGCUCGCGCAUGUGUAGUGGCUUUCAACUUUUGUCAGCCAUUGCUUCUGACUCGGUCCCUGUCCUUUUUCAAGGAGCCCGUGAACAGCGCCACCAACAAUGUCGGCUAUGGUUUAAUUGGUGCCUAUAUCUUGGUCUAUACCGGUUUAGCCGUGGCCAUGGGUCAAUACCAGCACAUGACGUACCGUGGCAUCACCAUGGUCCGCGGCAUCCUCGUCACGAUGCUCUACAAGAAAGCCAGCAGUCUCACUCUUAACGAAGCCGACCCGGCCAACUCACUCACUCUGAUGAGUGCCGAUGUGGAACGAAUUACUCAGGGUUGGCAGACCAUGCACGAGAUCUGGGCCAACUCUGCGGAGAUCGGUCUGGCCAUCUAUCUGCUAGACCGGCAGCUGGGAAUCUCAUGUGUCGUUCCGGUUUGCGUCGCCCUUGUCGCUCUAGUUGGCUCGCUCAUCGGAAUGUCCUUUGUAGUAUCUCGACAAGCCAAGUGGCUUGAAGCCAUUGAGCGACGGAUCUCAUCUACUUCGGGCAUGCUGGGUGCCAUCAAAGGAGUCAAGAUGCUCGGCCUGCAGAAUUCAUUCAUGACGAUUGUGCAUGGAUUGCGCAUUGAUGAACUAAACAUCUCCAAGAAGUUCCGUACCCUUUUGGUGUAUAACAUGGGCUUUGCGUGGUUGACUCGCAUCUUCGCCCCCAUCUUCACGUUCGGUGUGUACGUCGCCAUCUCCGAUUCGACAUUGAAUGUGUCUCGGGUUUUCACCUCAUUGUCGCUCUUUUCUCUCCUCUCGGAUCCCCUGCUCACCCUCGUUAUGGCAUUGAUGUCUUUCGCUGGAUCUGUGGGGUCUUUCGCUCGUAUCCAGGAAUUCCUCGACAAGCCAGAUCACUCCGACCCGCGACGCAAUGCCCCUAGAAUUCCUUCUCUUGAGGAUCUUGGCGAGGCCAAGCUUCUCUCCAAAUCUGGUGAUCUGGACAUGUCUUCGAGUCACUCCGAGUCUGUCGAGUCCUUCAAGCGCGGUUCUGCUUUCACCUCGGCCAACGCUGCUAUGAUUCAAAACGGUACCUUUGGAUGGGAUGCGGAGAAAGAGCCCGUCUUGAAGGAUAUCACCGUCACUGUUCCUCGUGGCAGCUUUACUAUGCUCAUUGGUCCCUCAGGCUGCGGCAAAUCUACUCUUCUGAAGGCGCUUCUUGGAGAGAUCCCCUGCCGGAGUGGAAUGGUUGAGUUGACCUCCACAAGCGUGGCAUUCUGUGACCAAACACCUUGGCACAUGAACGGUACCAUCAAGGACAGUAUCGUCGCCAUGUCAGAUUACGAUCCCAAGUGGUAUGCGUCCGUUCUCCAGGCUUGUGCUCUGGAAGAGGAUCUUGGGCAGUUCCCCCGUGGUGACCGAAGUAUCAUUGGAAGCAAAGGUGUUGCUCUCAGUGGAGGUCAGAGCCAACGCAUUGCUCUUGCUCGCGCUGUCUAUGCCCGGAGAAAGACCAUUAUCCUCGAUGACGCGCUUAGCGGCCUUGAUGCCACCACUGAGAGCCACAUUUUCCACAGUCUUUUCGGAAACCUUGGCCUCCUGAGAGAAAUUGGUACCUCUAUCAUCGUCGCUUCGUCCUCUGUGAAGCGCGUCCCUUACUCCGACCACAUUGUGGUUUUGGAUAAAACAGGUCGGAUCAUUGAGCAAGGCAGCUUCGGCGCACUGAUCAAGACUGGCGGAUACGUGUCUAGCUUUGGUCUAGGUGCCCCUGACUGGGACUACAAGCCUAAGAGAUUUUCCGCGUCCCCAAGCUACAGCACUAUCGAUUCUGUUGAUGAGGCGAAAGAAGCGAUCAUUCCUGAACCCGAGAACCGUGACACCGGUGGCGACCUCUCGAUCUACACCUACUACAUGAACGCAAUCGGGUGGCUUCCUGCCCUUGUCUUCAUGGUUUCCAUGGCGGUCUUUGUCUUUUGUAUCUCGUUCCCCAGCAUAUGGUUGAAGUGGUGGGCUACGUCUGACACGGCUGAGCCCAGGCAGCAUAUUGGUUACUAUCUUGGAAUCUAUGUUAUGCUUGGCGGCGUCGCCAUGCUCUCCCUGAUCAUGGGCUGCUGGCAAAUGAUUAUCACCAUGGUUCCAAAAUCUGGCGAGAACUUUCACCGCAAGCUGCUGCAGACGGUUCUUAGUGCUCCAAUGCUGUUCUUCUCAACAACCGAUAGCGGCGGUAUCCUAAACCGAUUCAGCCAAGACCUGCAACUCAUCGAUAUGGAGCUUCCCAUUGCUGCUAUCAACACCGUCGCUACAGUUUUCCUCUGCCUUGCCCAGAUAGCACUGAUCGGGGUUAGCUCUAAAUAUGCUGCCAUCUCAUUCCCUUUUGUGCUUGGAAUUCUGUUCCUCAUUCAGAAGAUGUACCUACGCACUUCUCGGCAGCUCCGUUAUUUGGACCUUGAGGCCAAAGCUCCAUUGUUUUCACACUUUACCGACUGCCUUCAGGGACUCGUGACGCUACGAGCCUUUGGCUGGCAACAUGGCAUGGAAAUGAAGAAUAUCCAACUCUUGGAUUACUCGCAGCGACCGUUCUACUUCAUGUUCGCGAUCCAGCGCUGGUUGACUCUAUCCUUGGAUCUGGUUGUCGCUGGUAUUGCCGUCCUGUUGAUCGUUCUGGUCGUUGUCCUCCGUGGAACAAGCCUAGGUGCAGGCGCUGUGGGUGUUGCCCUCCUCAACGUUAUACAGUUCAGCCAGAGCAUCAAGCUCAUGGUGACCUUCUGGACCAACCUGGAAACCCACAUUGGCUCCGUUAUGCGUGUCAAAAAUUUCACCCAGGACGUCAAGUCCGAGGAUCAGCCCGGAGAGGACGGCGAUAUUCCUCCCAGCUGGCCCUCGAAGGGUGCGGUGUCUUUCCACUCCGUCUCCGCGGCUUACAGACCCUCGGAGCCGGUUCUCAAUGAUGUGUCUCUAUCCGUCUCGGCAGGAGAGAAAGUUGGUAUUUGCGGACGAACUGGAAGUGGUAAAACCUCGAUGAUCAUGAGCAUCUUCCGGAUGAUCGAACUGACUACCGGCAUCAUCACCGUGGAUGGUGUUGACAUCACCAGCCUCCCGCGCCGUGAGAUUCGCUCACGCAUCAAUGGGGUCUCACAAGACUCACUGCUGUUCAAGGGCAGUGUGCGCCUCAACGCCGACCCGACGGGUUCCUGCACCGACCAAGACAUCCGCAACGCGCUCAAGAGCGUGCAGCUCCUCCCUGUGAUCCUCGAAAAGGGAGACCUGGACUCGGACAUGGACGAGAUCCACUUGUCGCACGGGCAGAAACAGCUCUUCUGUCUCGCCCGAGCACUCCUUCGCCAGGGCAACAUCCUCAUCCUCGAUGAGGCAACCAGCAACAUUGACGCCAAAACAGAUGAGGUCAUGCAGCGCGUCCUUCGCGAGAAGUUCUGCAACCACACCAUCAUCGCAGUCGCGCACAAGCUUGACACCAUCCUCGACUUUGACCGCAUCGUGGUGCUGGACGCCGGCCGGAUCGUCGAGACUGGGGAGCCAUACGCGUUGCUCACGGAGCCCAAGUCGCAUUUCAGUCAACUGUACGCGAGCUCGAUGGCGACCGAGAACUCGGAGCAUUAA